AUGGCCGAUACCUCGCAGUCGUACCCGCUCUCGCAGCUACAGCUACUCGCGCGAUCGAAGCUACAGCCGCGACAGGAGCCGCUCGCGAACCAGAACCCGCAGUCCGAGUCCUCGGAUGAGAUUGUUGUCGAGCGCCUGACUAAAAACGUCAACGAAGACCAUCUAUACGAAAUCUUUGGGCAGUACGGCGAGAUUGAAGAUCUGGAUCUCCCGAUUGGCCGAACAACCGGUCUCAACCGUGGCACCGCAUACAUCCUCUACUUCAACGAGGACGACGCCCAGUCGGCCAUCACUCACAUGCACGAGGCUCAACUCGACGGCGCCGUAAUCAAUGUGUCGAUCGUCCUCCCCCGCCGCAAGGUCUCGCCUCCUCCCCCGGUAGCCCGCCGUGGACCCCGCGGCCCGCCGGCGAACGUCAGGUCUGUGCUCAGCGCCUCAGGCGGCGGCGGCGCUCCUGCUGGCGGUCGUGGCUGGAGAUCCCCCGCUGCGGGUGGUGGCUCGGGUCGCCACGGCCACCGCUCCGGCGACGUCUACCGCCCUCGGUCUGUGUCGCGCUCUCGAUCACCGGCGCCCAGCCGCGGAUCCCGGAGGUACCGGUCUCGGUCGGCAUCAUACACGUCUCGGUCUCCGUCACGGACGCCGCCGCCUGGCCGCGCCGGCGGUCGCGCCCGCAGGGGUAGCCGCAGCUACGGCAGGCGGAGAAGCCCUAGCCGUGAUAGCUACGACAGCUAUGAUAGGCGCAGCCGAAGCCGCAGUCACAGCCGGGACAGGAGAUAG
This is a messenger RNA of Parathielavia appendiculata, 777 nucleotides long. Its product is annotated as RNA-binding domain-containing protein. NCBI's taxonomy places the organism in Eukaryota, Fungi, Ascomycota, Sordariomycetes, Sordariales, Chaetomiaceae. The transcript has 4 exons. Gene Ontology annotation, molecular function: RNA binding. Gene Ontology annotation, cellular component: nucleoplasm; cytoplasm; ASAP complex. Gene Ontology annotation, biological process: mRNA splicing, via spliceosome. The record is from RefSeq and is a predicted model, not a curated record. Bases 1 to 777 code for a protein of 258 amino acids.